This is a messenger RNA of Linum trigynum, 1215 nucleotides long. NCBI's taxonomy places the organism in Eukaryota, Viridiplantae, Streptophyta, Magnoliopsida, Malpighiales, Linaceae. The record is from the annotation of a GenBank genome assembly.
UCAUUAAACCCCAGUUUUCACCACUAGAUUUCUUUUUAUGAAUGAAAACAAGGCAUUAUUCAAAGGGCAAUACACCAGGACUGUAUCACUAGAGUGAUUAUAGAGAAAAGACAGAAGAAAAGCAAAAAGGGGCUAAAAAUGCAAACUCCCAUUGUUCCACCCCCAUCACUUGUGGACAUACAUGAUAACAAAAAAUGCUAAACAGAAAAGUAGUUGCAUGACAAAAUCAGGCAUAUGUUUGAGAAAUGCAAGUGAAUUUCAGCAAGCGAUAGCACAACUCUACAUGCCUUCCCGCCCAAGAUGUAGCCUACAACAUAAUGGAACUUUCACAAACUUAAUAAACUAACUUGAUCCACCGCCAAAACAACCACAUUCAGAUUUCAGUUGUUGCCAUUAUCCAAGAAUGAUGAGUAAAUAGAGAUACCAUAAUCAAAUGGAAGUUCAGCGUAUGGACUUAGCUUUACUUUUAUAUCACAGAAAUCCCCACAAUGGUACAGAAAACAAGCUGAAAAAGACUCAUCCAGGAAUAGCAAUCCAUAAGUCAAAACUGACAAAGCAGUAGUCAACUCAAAACUGUGGUCUGUAGCCAAAUAAACAGAACAGCUGACAUCGCAACAAGCCAUAAACCGCAGAACUGAACCUUUCCAUUCCUUUCCCUGAUGACUCCGCUAUCAAUCGAAAGAUUUUUCUCUUUAGGAUUCUUCCAACAAGAAAGAACUAAUGCAUCUCCAGCUUCUGCUCCAUCGAAUCUCUUAUCGGAUCCGCUGCUUCCACGCCGCUGCAACCACUCCCCUCUCGGAGACUUCCGUAUCCGACGAACUCAUCUCGAUUAUCGAGGAAUCCAAUCCGUUGGAGCUGGAGCUGGACGCCAUGAUCCCUUUCCUCUCCCCCGCUGUCGUCGCUUCCGUCAUCCAACAGACGCCCAAUCCGCAGCUGGCGCCGGCGUCGGAAGAAAGAAGAGACGAGGACUGGCAACCCCGGCGGAGGAAGAAAGAAGGAACGGCGGGGGAUGGAGGCCUCAAUCGUAACCGCCAGAUACAUCUCGGUUCUGAUCUAGCUGUUUGCCUUAGAUUAGAGGAAGGUCGACGCCUCUACCGUCAGAGUCGACAGCAGGGGUGUUCCUGCCGAUGAUGGAGGCGAGCGUACCGGAGGAGAUGCAGUCGUUGGGGUAUGGUAUCGGAGGAGAUCGAGAGAGACAGGUAGGGAUUGAAAAUU